Colius striatus (speckled mousebird) is the source of this 714-nucleotide messenger RNA. RefSeq names its product centrin 2 (gene CETN2). Gene Ontology annotation, molecular function: calcium ion binding. The coding region runs from base 84 to 602 and encodes 172 amino acids. The record is from RefSeq and is a predicted model, not a curated record. Gene Ontology annotation, biological process: centriole replication; nucleotide-excision repair; mitotic cell cycle. Gene Ontology annotation, cellular component: centriole; centrosome. Lineage: Eukaryota; Metazoa; Chordata; Aves; Coliiformes; Coliidae. The transcript has 6 exons.
GCAGCAUUAGCCAAUGGGGAAGAGCAGCAUUGAACGUCGGCCCCUGCCAGGACUGAAGCCACCGCAAAACACCGGCCACCGGGAUGGCCUCCAGCUUUAAGAAGCCCUCGCUAGGAGCCGCGUGCCAGAGGAAGAAGGCGAGUCCUAAGCUGGAGCUGACUGAGGAGCAGAGGCAGGAGGUCCGGGAGGCUUUCGACCUGUUUGACACAGACGGAACCGGGAACAUAGAUGUUAAAGAGCUAAAGGUGGCCAUGAGAGCACUAGGCUUUGAACCUAAAAAAGAAGAGAUCAAGAAAAUGAUAUCAGAUAUCGAUAAGGAAGGAACAGGAAAAAUCAGCUUCAAUGACUUCUUGGCAGUGAUGACCCAGAGAAUGGCUGAAAAAGAUUCCAAAGAGGAGAUUCUCAAAGCUUUCAAACUCUUUGAUGAUGAUGAAACUGGCAAAAUCUCUUUCAAAAACCUCAAACGUGUUGCCAAAGAACUGGGGGAAAAUCUCACGGAUGAAGAGCUGCAGGAAAUGAUUGAUGAAGCAGAUAGAGAUGGGGAUGGGGAAGUGAACGAGCAAGAAUUCCUGCGGAUCAUGAAGAAGACCAGCCUUUACUGAAACAGAAUGUUAUUUAUUUUUGCACUUGUGUAUAUACAUUUGGAACAAUAUGGAAAGAUGCUUUAAGAAUACUCCAUGCUAUCACAUCAAGCCUUCUGCUGACUUCGUCCCC